This is a messenger RNA of Aureobasidium musti, 435 nucleotides long. NCBI's taxonomy places the organism in Eukaryota, Fungi, Ascomycota, Dothideomycetes, Dothideales, Saccotheciaceae. The record is from the annotation of a GenBank genome assembly.
AUGGCAAUUACUCCUACCCUCCUCACCCAGGCACAAGCCAAGAAGGUCUGCCGCCUUACAAAGUGGCUCCUCAACACCCAAAACAAGCUGCGUACCGCCAUCAAGGGGUCCAGCACUACCACCUCCACCUCCACCACCAAAAAGUCCUGCUCUCACACAGGCAACAAAGCCACACAACAACGUCGCAUCCACAACGAAAUCUUCGGGUGGACAAGCGACGCCUGGGACGAGAUGAGCCUGGUCUCUCCCUCUACCACCACAACACCCCUUUUCUCACCGGCACCAACCACUCCACAAACAAGGUCCAUGAGCAGGGAAGAAGCUCUCAGACGCGCCGAUGACUACACAAUCCGCCGUAUCGAGAAUGCUUACAUGCACAAUACUGUCCACAACUCAAGUGGCAGAAGAGUGUAUUUCAGAGUUGAAGGAUAUUGA